Closterium sp. Yama58-4 is the source of this 375-nucleotide messenger RNA. The record is from the annotation of a GenBank genome assembly. Lineage: Eukaryota; Viridiplantae; Streptophyta; Zygnematophyceae; Desmidiales; Closteriaceae.
AUGGGUCAGGCCCUCCCCCCAGCCUCAGUAUCCACGGUGUGCACAGAGUACUACACGCUGAGCUCCACCGACACGUGUGCGAGCGUGCAGAGCGCGUAUGGGCUCACGGCCACGGAGCUGUACCGGCUCAACCCGGGGCUCAACUGCAACAACCUCAUUGAUUAUUCUGACUCCUCGCUCUGUGUGGCGCAAGCCAAGUUUGGCGCCUCAUCAUGCAGCAAGCGCUACACAGUGAAGUCGGGGGACACGUGUGCGGCCAUCAUCUACAAGUACUUCCGAGGGAAGACCUCGUACGUCAGCAAGCUCAACAACGGCUUCGUCUGCACCUCCUCCUCGCUCUACGUCGGCCUCUCCCUCUGCGUCUACAACCUGUGA